Messenger RNA from Peronospora belbahrii, 1794 nucleotides. The record is from the annotation of a GenBank genome assembly. NCBI's taxonomy places the organism in Eukaryota, Oomycota, Peronosporomycetes, Peronosporales, Peronosporaceae.
AUGGUUGGCUCUCCAACCAGUCCCAGCAUGACACCUGCCAACUCAUUCUGCCUUAGCAAUGUCAAAUCAACUUCUUCUCCGACCCUCAGUCCAAAGACUCGACGUCCGCUAUCCUUACACGAUUUGCUGUCCGCCGAUAUGUCCUCCACUACAUCAAUACAACGCAGCAAGAACGUCCACCGCCGCCGCCAAUGUGGAAUCGCCGAUUGCCACAAAUACGCGUUAACUGGGGGGUUUUGCAUCCGUCACGGCGGUGGCAAGCGGUGCAAUUUUGACAGCUGCCAGACGGUCGCUCAGAGUGGUGGGCGCUGCAAAGCCCACGGUGGUGGUAGCAAGUGUAAAGUUUCUGGAUGCGGAAGUGUCGCUCGACGAAAAGGCUUUUGUAUGACGCAUGGUGGUCGACAGCAAUGUAAAAUUGACGGCUGCUCUAAAUGCGCGCACGGUGGUGGCUUCUGCAUCUCGCAUGGAGGAGGCAAGCGUUGCUCCUCCAUGGCAUGCAAAAAGAGUGCACAGGCAGGUGGAUUUUGCUACAGUCAUGGCGGAGGCAAGCGCUGUGCUGCACCAGAAUGUUUUCAAGCCGCUCGCAAGGGCGGACUCUGCAUUAGACACCGCAAGAGUCCAGACCAGAAUGGUUUCGACAGGUCAUGCGACCUACUGGCUUCUGCUCAGCGCUUAGGCGCAGACAAUUUUCAUUCUGACGCGCUCUUGGGAGACUCACUCUUAAAUUGGGAUGAUGAUCUGUUGGUGUUACCAGAGAGCACUUUGGAGGUGGUAUCUGCUUGUCGGGAUAAUGUUUUGGACAAGAAAGAUGGGGAGAAGAGGGAUUUUGGAACACAGAAUAAUGCAAAAACGAAGAAAAAGAUAAAAGAUGUGGAGCAAGUGAAAGGCACGCUUGAAGUGGACGAAUGUAGUGAGUUGUUUUCGUGCAUGGAGCAGAACGAAGCGACCGGUGUAGACAAUAACGUGUUUGUCGAAGAUGAGGAUGCUAUGAACGCGGAAGUAAUUCGUAUUGGAGACCAAGUGGCAAUUGCGUGUCCUGCUGGCGGCAUAAAGCAACUGGAGAUUGAAAGAGACAUGGACGUAUACACUCCAUUAGAGGUCUUGGGCUUAUUCGAUGGUGUUGCAGCUGAUCGAGAACAGGAAGCCGCGGACGCGGAGAAUGUAGCCAUGGUAUCGAAGGCUUUUUUGGAGACGCUAGAGGACAAAGAAUGGGUUAAGCCAGUAGCGAAUUCUUUUGCGUUUUUGCUCGCUGACUACGAAGACGCGACGAAUGUAGAAAUGGUGGCGGAUUUUUUUACUGCUUUGGAGGAUAACUUUGUCGCUAAUCAAGAAGAAAAAGCUGAUCAAUCGACAACGUGUGACUGGAUCGAUGCGCUGGAAGUAGACAACAUGUCUUUGUUGUUUUCGGACCUGGAAGAGAUGGGACAGAUGCAGGCAGCGACGCAGUCGAAGGAUGUUAUGCUAGUUCCUGCCAAGGUAGACCCGCGAGUCUUCGUGCCACCGACAACGGUGCGAAUGGAUGGUGAUGAGCAAUGUCGUCCUCGAGCCGUAGUAAACAGUGAUCUGCUUGCUGGUCCUCCCGGUGUCGUGGCGUCUGGCUUUUCAGUUUCUUUCCAUGCGAUGCGUGACCAUCGCCGUAAGUCCAAGCGGAAGACGCUGUCUUUUCGGACGAAGCAGCCUGAUCCAUUAAUCUCUGAUACGCGACGUGCGAGUGCUGCCAAGCGCCAGCGUGUUAAGGGUCGGUUUGUCUGCGAUACGCAAAGGUUCGUUUCUAUCACCUCGCUUCAGAAGUAG